Messenger RNA from Candidula unifasciata, 330 nucleotides. NCBI's taxonomy places the organism in Eukaryota, Metazoa, Mollusca, Gastropoda, Stylommatophora, Geomitridae. The record is from the annotation of a GenBank genome assembly.
AUGUAUAUUCCUCAUUCGCCGAAGCCAGUCAGCGAGGUGGAAGCUUACCACCGUUUUAUCAGUCACAACAAACAUAUCCUGUUACAGAUCAAGAUGUAUGUGAUUUUCUUCGUUGGAGGUGUCAUUAUUGUCAUCUGCAUAGUGUAUAUUUUCCUUCAGUGCAGAACUAAAAUGGUCACUCCAAUCAUACGACAAGCGAACAACAGACGGACGCCGACAGAAGAGACCAAGACCUUAUUUGGGUCAGCUGAUACGCUUGAAAACUUAUUGCCUUUGGAUAAAAACACGCUUCCUUUAAAAAUUAGGAGGGAUAAGGAAUUUUACGUGUAA